GAUGCCUCAGAGGGAAAGCGUUUUUAUGAAUAUUAAAAAAAAUAUGCAUGAAUAAAUACGCGGCACGGGCAAAGAAUGUGAUACGCUAAUGUAAGCCCCCUCUGCUGUGUACAGUACGCCUGAGAGCCUGUGCCAUUUCACUCGAGUCUCUCUCCCCUUCUCUCUGCAAACACAAAUAGCUGUUGCUAUUCUUAGAGUACUGAAGAUAUCUAGAGGAGACAGGCUACCAUCACAGCCUCAGAUGUAUCAACAGAUUACAGAAGAUCUCCCUCAAAGGCUUGAAGUGCUGUGCCAGGUCUCCAGCCACACAGACAACCGUUCAAAGGCUCCCAUCUUCUCACUUGGAAGUGCUCACAAGGUAAGUUUUAAACAUAUUAACUUGAAAAAAACAUUUUAGUUUCUACAGAGGAUCACAACCCAGCAGUGAAGACGACAAGCCGAAAACGAACAAGAGCAAUGAAGACUAGGCUGGGAUGUUUAUCCAACAAAUCAGAUUCAUAUAGCGAUUUUACAGCUUUUCUUCCACAAGUGCCAGAGAAGGCAGGCCGCUGUUUGAAGUUAUCCACAGAAGAAGCAUUGAGGUGGACAGAAUCUUUUGAUGUCCUUCUGUCUCAUAAAUAUGGUCUGGCUGCUUUUAGAGCAUUCCUCAAAACGGAGUUCAGCGAGGAGAACAUUGAGUUCUGGCUGGCAUGUGAAGACUACAAAAAGACGAAGUCCCCAGCAAAGUUGGCCUCCAAGGCAAAGAAAAUUUAUGAAGAGUUCAUUGAUGUCCAGUCUCCUAGAGAGGUAAACAUUGACUUCCAGACAAGGGAAACAACAAAGAGAAACCUUCAAGAGCCGACGGCCUCCUGCUUUAACAUGGCUCAGGGACGAAUCCACAGCCUUAUGGAAAAAGAUUCUUAUCCAAGGUUCUUGAGAUCAAAAAUCUACAUGGACUUGUUGAACCAGACGCAGACCCAUUCUCAGCGGAGAUUCAGUUAGCCGUUCAGAUCUAGAAGAUCCCUGAAGUGUAAAACUGUAUAUUCACGAACACGGCUUUGGAUUUGGAGUUCUCGGGCCUGAAAAUGUUGCUUGAAUUACUGUACAUGAUGAUUAUUAUUUAUUGUAGAAUUUUAGGAGAAACAUUUUAGGAUAUGAAUGCAAGAGUAGAAAUCAAUGAAAAUUCAAUGAUUAAAAAGCUUUCUGACAGUAUGCAUAGAUUUAGUAAAUAAUGUUACUUUUCCACUAGUACUAGGAACCAGACCAAACAAGGCUAGGCUCACCUCCUCUUAAGUUUCCAAUACUUUCUCUUCCAAUACUUCUAGGCAAUAAGCUGUGAACCUUUGUGGCUUUUUUAAAUUCCUGCUUAACAACUGUAAAGAGCUAGUGGUGACAUCAUGAUGAAACUUGUGUUGUCGUGUAGAUGACAGACCUCUGCUGAAAGCUUUAUUUCUUUAUGUGCAGGUUUUAAACACUCACUAUAGUUGUUUGGACUUGUGUUACUUUGUGGAAUCAUCUCAUCCAAUGUGAAGGCAUCCAAAAAGUAUGGCAAGCCAGAAGCAGACUGCAAGCACCUAAAGACAUUGUUUAGCACAACUUGGAGACUUUGAUCCAUGAUAAAGUGUUG
Erpetoichthys calabaricus (reedfish) is the source of this 1606-nucleotide messenger RNA. RefSeq names its product regulator of G-protein signaling 8-like. The transcript has 6 exons. Lineage: Eukaryota; Metazoa; Chordata; Cladistia; Polypteriformes; Polypteridae. Bases 457 to 981 code for a protein of 174 amino acids. The record is from RefSeq and is a predicted model, not a curated record.